AUGGCACCUAUCUCCGACGAGAUUAGUCUGCGAACGAUAUCAAGAGCCAACUCGACCUCUGAACACGGCGACAUCAGCCCUUUGCAUCAGGCACCGACGCCAGACUCUUCAGUUCAACCGCAUGACGAUCUUGAUGCACAAGAGCAAGAUCUGCCUGAAAAUGUGGGAAAUCCCGACGACGAGAGCGAAAUGCAACCUUCUCUCUCCUCGGUGUCAACGUCAUCGAACCCGGCCAGCUUAGGACAGGAAAACAACCGGCGCUUUGAUCCCUUUCGACGCACAACGCACUGGAAAACAACAGGGAUGAUCAUAGGCUUCAAUUUCGGGGGUCUCUGCGGUCUCGAUCCUUCUGACAACAAUCUUCAAGUCCGCCUUGACGGCAAGCAUUGGAACCUCCUUUGCGCAGCAUUUGUGGCUCGUUCUUCGCGGGAACCCAUUGCCAAUCGAUACGAUUGA
Alternaria triticimaculans is the source of this 456-nucleotide messenger RNA. RefSeq lists its product as uncharacterized. The coding region runs from base 1 to 456 and encodes 151 amino acids. Lineage: Eukaryota; Fungi; Ascomycota; Dothideomycetes; Pleosporales; Pleosporaceae. The record is from RefSeq and is a predicted model, not a curated record. The transcript is spliced from 2 exons.